CGUAGCUAGCCCUUACGUGCUCUUUACUGUAUCGCUGGCAACCACUGAUGAUGUCAAUCCCUCUGGCCUGAGUGAGGGGCCUAGUCCUGUAUCAUCUCUUACAAUUAAACCUCCAUCUUAUAAAAACACUGAUUAAAAAUAUGCUUAAUUGCUUAGGCCAGACAAAACCUGGAACUUAGUGUUACUCGUCCUUUUAGUAGGGCUGUUUUUCUGUCUCCUUCUUUCUCCUGCCUCCUUUGAUCCCCAUGACCCCGCCCAACAUGGAUCUCAGUCAUUUCUGAACAGAAUGUAGAGUCAGUAUCCCAAGGAAGGAGACCAGGGAGGCCAUCUGGCCCACCUAGCCCACCAAAGCUUGGCUUUCUUACUUCCCAUUUGGUUUUAAACCAAUGCCUGGUACAGAAGGCAGUUGCAAGAAUUCGAGUUAAUUUGUAUUAGAAGCCAUGACCAAAUUCUGUUUGUCAAAACCUCCACCUUCUUAACUCACUGGGUGUGUCCAUUUUUAUUGGACCAACAGGCUGCUUUUUGGCUGUCUGUGGUCUAGGAGUCCGUGCAUGACUGGUUCACUUCCAACAUAAUCAUAUUUGAUUUCUCUUUUUCAUUUCAGAAUCCAGAAUACAAAGUUGUCUCCCUCAAUUUGAAAACCCAUUAUGAACUUGUCAUGAUUUUAUCUCUGACUUCCCUGAUUAGCCUCCCUGUCACUUUGAUUUCCUUCCAACCUUGUCACAUUUUUCUAUUGUCUUUUUUUCUUAAUUUACCCUUUCUUGGAUAUCCAAUCCACGUGUAUAACUUUUGGGCUGAAACAAUUAGGUGGGAUCCCGUCCCCACUGAUUGAGUAGUUUUGCUUUGAAUGGGAGCAAGCUUUCUUCUACAGCUCCGCCCCUCUCUUCCCUCCCAGAAAACCUGCCUUAAGUCUUCUCUGCUUAUUCAGGGAUAGAAGUCUCUUGAAAUGGUUGCUCUGAAAAAGGUCCUGAAAAGACAGCUCCAGGCCCUCUCUUUUUAAGAAACCCGAAGGGAGUCUGUUUACAAACCCAGCCUUCUUCAUUCAUUAUACACAUCUUCCUGUGGCUCACUGUCUGCCUGCUCCUGUAUUGGUCCCUGAGAUCUAGAAAUGAAUCAGACACAAUCCCUGCCCUGAACAAGCUCAGGGUAAUAAUGAAUGCCUGCUGUGUGCCAGGAGCUCUACAAGACGCUUUCAGAUGUUACCUCUGAUCUUCACCAAAGAGGCAGCUUUAUCCUUAUUUACAGUGGAGGACACUGAGGCUGGGAGAGGUUGAGUAACGUAGCUAAAGUCACACAUCAUUGCAGUGGGUGGCAGAGCUGGGAUUCAAGCCCCGGGCUGGGUUGCUGUGGAGACGCGCAGCUGGAGGGGACAGGACAGGAGAACACAAAAGUUCUUGGCCUGAGGAAUCAGCCCUUUCCUAAGAUAUCAGGAAGGGUCAGAAACUCCAUUUCCUCCCUGUAGCCUCUCUCCGGCAGAUGCUAAUCCCACAGCCCAUUCUGAAUUAACCCUGGGGAUACAUCAGGCCUCAGAGCUUAUGGAGAGCAUCCUAGGAAACCCAGGCAUGGAUGAGGGUCUGCUGCCACCUCUAAAGGAGACCAGUGCUCCUGGUUCAAGCACCAGGUUAUAACUGGAGAAUAGAGUGGGCUCUUGAAAUCCAUGGAUGGAUCAGGACUCCAAGAGAGAUAAGGAAAAGGGGAAGGAAAAGCUGGAGGAAGACGAGGCUGCAGCAGCCAGCACCAUGGCCGUCUCUGCCUCCCUCAUGCCACCCAUCUGGGACAAGACCAUCCCAUAUGAUGGCGAGUCUUUCCACCUGGAGUACAUGGACCUGGAUGAGUUCCUGCUGGAGAAUGGCAUCCCUGCCAGCCCCACCCACCUGGCCCAGAACCUGCUGCUGCCUGUGGCUGAGCUGGAAGGGAAGGAGUCGGCCAGCUCCUCCACGGCGUCCCCGCCAUCCUCCUCCACCGCUGUCUUUCAGCCCUCGGAAACCGUGUCUAGCACAGAAUCCUCCCUGGAAAAGGAGAGGGAGACACCCAGUCCCAUCGACCCCAACUGCGUGGAGGUGGAUGUGAACUUCAAUCCCGACCCUGCCGACCUGGUCCUCUCCAGUGUGCCGGGCGGGGAGCUGUUCAACCCUCGGAAGCACAAGUUUGCAGAGGAGGACCUGAAGCCCCAGCCCAUGAUCAAAAAGGCCAAGAAGGUCUUUGUCCCCGAUGAACAGAAGCCCUGCCUCCAGACUUCACAAUCUGCUUGGAAAGACAAACGUUACAUGGAUAAAAAUAGGAGAAUGACGGAUUGUGGUCUGGAUUUGGUGAUCAGAGACACUUGGCCAAUGGCCUGGCUCCGCAUGGCCCUCAGAAGCCUGGCGGAUGCAGUCAGGUCUCCCGCUGCACCGCUUCAGAGCCAGCAAUUGGUGAAUAAAUGGAGGCAAGAACGUAUGAAUGAAUCAUUUCUGUGCCUGAGCCAUGGAGAAUUUGGAGGUUUGUUCAAACCUGGACUCUCUGUUCUUUCAGCUGGAGGGGCUGGCCGGAAAGGUGAUCUCGGCACCUGAGCUGGGCCUCCCCCAGGCCUGUCGGCUCCCUGGCACGUGCACAGGGAGUGGGUAUGGGUGAGUGGGUAUGGGGGAGUGGGAGUGGCUAUGGGCCCCUACUCUGGUAGAACCUGUGCGAGGUGUUUUAUUUAUAUUAACAUAAAUAGGAAUGAGUAUGUGAGGGGACCUGGGGCCCACAGGCAAUGGGCAACCUGUGCCCAGGGACACUGAGACAGGCUGGGCUUCUCCCUGCCAGGGCAGAGGAAAGGGAGACCUCUGUCAGGGCCUGGGCAUCCUGGACUGGGGCCUCUCUCUCCUCGACAGGCUCUGUUGGAGGAAGCGGCCCAUGGAGGGGCCAGACAUCAAGGGCUCCUGGGACCUUGUGCAGAUGUGGGAUGUCUGGCCUGAGAGCUUCUAGGCUCAGUUCACACACUUGGGUGGGGAGGGAUCGGUGUUGGCCUGUUUGGGGGGUGAGGGGCCUGAGGAAACGCCGGUCCUUUUGAUGCCCCAGAAGAGCUGCUUGCCCCCUGCCCCAGCCUGGAUGGAGGUGGCAUCCCCCAGGCCUGUCACCUCUCCCACACCCAGUGGCAGCCCUCCCCCCCCGCCCCCGCAGUGGCACUCUUCCAUAGCAGUUACCGUAGUUUUAUACAUGAAAAGGUCACACAUGGGGCAAAAUCUCAGCUUCCCCACUUACUAGUUUUAUGAAUUUUGCAGGUAAUCUAACCUGGAGCCCAUUUCUCAGUUGUACCAUGGAGAUAAUACCUGUUAUCACCAGGUUGUUGUGAGGGUAAAAUAAGAUUCAACAAAUACCUAGCUGACAUCUUCAACCCAUGGGCCUUGCGAGGCUGAUGUGCAUCACUGCUGGGGAGGGGGCACCAGGUACCAAGGAAGAGGGAGGAGACGCUGAUUUCCUCCCUAGCCCUGGGCUCAGGCAGGCCACGUCACCCGUGAAACAGCUCUGGAAUUGCCCAGCCAAGAGAAGGGUCGAGAAUCUAAGCACCAGGUUUUUGGACGGAACCUGACCUAGGUAGGCUCUUCUCAUCUUCGCCCACUCCUAAGGGUCUAGUGGUCUCUGAUGGCCAAAUACUAGACGGAGAGCAGGCUGGAGGCUGAUCCCUCCCUUGGCUGCGGCUGCGAUUCCGUGAAGAGGUGUGUCCUGUUCUCACCACCUGUCAGCAGAGGGAGCGGGGGCAGUUCCCAACCUCAUGGAACCUGCUUCCAGUGUGGAAAAGGCCCUGUGGGAGUGGGCACCCUGAAGUGUCCUGUGUCGAGGGGAGAGGUGGUAAAAGGGGGCCUGUGACAUUCUGCCUACCCAGGGGUCAGGUGAGGAUGACCAAUCCUUUCGUGAAGUUAACAGGGGCUGGGUCACGCCAACUCUCCCUAUCCCAAAAGGGGCCCCAGAAACAAAACAAGCAGGGAGCAAGCAGAAGGUUAUUAUAUAUCAUGCUUUUAAUACAAACUUAAAAAAAUCUGGAACAAUAUAAACUGUACAGAUUUGAUCAAUCUUUUUGUUUUGUUUUUAAACUAAAUCUCUAAACACACCAAUGUUCCAUUCCAAAAUAUUGCACAACAUUCUGAAUACAAAAUGCUUGAUUGUAUUCCUCCUUCACUAAAGAAAACAAAUUCAUUACCCUGCUCCCCCGAGCUCCUCUCCAUGUUGCCUCAGUGCCCCCCUUCCCAUCCCCAGGGGUCAAACUAGAGAAUCUACAGCUCACUGCAUUGAGAAAAAGACAUCAUUCUGGACUAAAAGUUUACUUUCUUUACAAGACGAUCCACCUUUUGACUUGUUCCUGGGAAAGAGGGGUAGAGAGAGAGAGGAUGGGGAAAGGGGAGAAAUAGGUUUUAUUC
Molecule: messenger RNA, 4376 nt
Organism: Balaenoptera ricei (Rice's whale)
Lineage: Eukaryota; Metazoa; Chordata; Mammalia; Artiodactyla; Balaenopteridae
Gene: TEF
Product: TEF transcription factor, PAR bZIP family member
Exons: 6
Coding region: 1662-2549 (295 amino acids)
Biological process (GO): regulation of transcription by RNA polymerase II
Cellular component (GO): nucleus
Molecular function (GO): DNA-binding transcription factor activity, RNA polymerase II-specific; RNA polymerase II cis-regulatory region sequence-specific DNA binding
Source: RefSeq, a predicted model, not a curated record